AUGUCGGUUCUGGCCCGAUCAGAUUUUCUGAGCCGAUGCGGUCGCUCGUGGGCUUUCCGGCAGCGUAGUACCUUGCGCGGGUUUGCCCUGGAGAAGAAGGGGCAGGGUGUGGGCAGAGAGAGGCCGGGGUUCGGCCCCGGACAGGCCACGCGGAGCGGCGCCGGUGUGCGCGCCGCAUCACCAUGGCCGCGUUCGUUCCUGGUUAAAAGCAAGAAGGCGCACAGUUUACCACCUCCGCGGUCCCCGGGACCCGACUACUCCCUGCGCCAGGAGAACGCCCCGGCACCCGGCGGGACAGGCACCACAGCAAGCGGGGAGAAGGAGGAAUCCAGGGAUCGUUUGUCCCUUGAGUCGCCCCUGACCGAGGCCCUCGAGCGGAGCCGGCGUCCCCCCGGAAGCUGCAAGAGCAGUCCUUGCGAUCGGAGUUCCGAAUUCGAGGACUUCUGGAGGCCUCCUUCGCCUCCGUGUCCUCCAGCCUCGGAAAACUCUGUGUGCCCGUCGCUGGAAGAGGCGCAGCCCUUGCAGCCCCAGCCUUUCAAGCCCUAUUCCUGGAGCGGCCUGGCGAGCUCCGACCUGAGGCACCUGGUGCACAGCUACCGGCCGAGCGCGGCCGGCCUGGGCCUCUACUGCGAGCGCACCCCGGAGCCCGGCCACCCCGCCGCGCUCUACGGCCCGGAGCGGGCGGCGGGCGGCGCGGGGGCCGGGGCUGCGGGGGGCGGCGCGGGCCGGGGCGCUGCGGGCCUGGGGCUCUUCGGGGACUUCGGGCCUGCGUCGGCGGCGGCGGGGCUGUACGAGCGGCCGGGCGCGGGGGCGGCGACGGGCGGACUGUACCCCGAGCGCGGCCACGCGCUGCACGCGGACCAGGGCGCCGGCGUCAAGGUGGAGUCGGAGCUGCUGUGCACUCGCCUGCUGCUGGGCGGCGGCUCCUACAAGUGCCUCAAGUGCAGCAAGGUCUUCUCCACGCCGCACGGGCUCGAGGUGCAUGUGCGCAGGUCCCACAGCGGCACCAGGCCCUUCGCGUGCGAGCUGUGCGGCAAGACCUUCGGACACGCCGUGAGCCUGGAGCAGCACAAAGCCGUGCACUCGCAGGAGCGGAGCUUUGACUGCAAGAUCUGUGGCAAGAGCUUUAAGAGGUCCUCUACACUGUCCACACACCUGCUCAUCCACUCAGACACCCGGCCCUACCCCUGUCAGUACUGUGGCAAGAGGUUCCAUCAGAAGUCGGAUAUGAAGAAACACACCUUCAUCCACACUGGCGAGAAGCCUUACAAGUGCCAGGUGUGCGGCAAGGCUUUCAGCCAGAGCUCCAACCUCAUCACUCACAGCCGCAAGCACACGGGCUUCAAGCCCUUUGGCUGCGACCUGUGCGGAAAGGGUUUCCAGAGGAAGGUGGACCUGCGCCGGCACCGGGAGACGCAGCACGGCCUCAAAUGA
Molecule: messenger RNA, 1434 nt
Organism: Suncus etruscus (white-toothed pygmy shrew)
Lineage: Eukaryota; Metazoa; Chordata; Mammalia; Eulipotyphla; Soricidae
Gene: GFI1
Product: growth factor independent 1 transcriptional repressor
Cellular component (GO): nucleus
Source: RefSeq, a predicted model, not a curated record